AUGUUUAGCCUAUUGUCGACGGCCAUCAACAGCACGAUGGAAGUGUUGGCGCCGACCAUUGCCGCCGAAGACCAGCUCCUGUGGCACUGGAAUCAAGUGAUGGCCGUUUACGAGUCGGAGGACAAGUCACGGCUCGCCGGACCCAUUGAGGCCACAAAUAUUGGCCAACAUUUGUGCAAAAUGUGUGACAUCUUAUGCGAAGAGCAGAUCCACGAGUUGGAGACCAUAGGAGGCGAUGGGGAGCCGAAAGCGGAGACCGCUCUCAAUGGUUCGCCGAUCGGACCGUCGAUGGAGUUGUUAUUUCAACACAAGAUUUUGGACACAAUGAGUAAAUUGUCGCAAACGGACACUCCGUUAGGUCUGACGCAACACAUCCUCCACUUCUACACAACACUCAUCUCCAACUCAUCGCUUGAAUUACUGCCCCAUAAAUGUGUCUAUAAUUCUGUCCAGAAAUUGAUCAUCAAUUGCGGUAAACUGAUGGCCGGUCCGUACGAGUCGACUGAAAUGCAGUUCUUGAGCUGCAUUUGCGAUCAAAUCAAUCGAACUCCGGAUCUAAUCAACUGUUUUCUAAGUGAUUCGUUUCCAUUGAUAACCGCAUUAUUAGUGGCCGACAACAUGUUUAGCCUAUUGUCGACGGCCAUCAACAGCACGAUGGAAGUGUUGGCGCCGACCAUUGCCGCCGAAGACCAGCUCCUGUGGCACUGGAAUCAAGUGAUGGCCGUUUACGAGUCGGAGGACAAGUCACGGCUCGCCGGACCCAUUGAAGCCACAAAUAUUGGCCAACAUUUGUGCAAAAUGUGUGACAUCUUAUGCGAAGAGCAGAUCCACGAGUUGGAGACCAUAGGAGGCGAUGGGGAGCCGAAAGCGGACUCCGGUCUCAAUGGUUCGCCGAUCGGACCGUCGAUGGAGUUGUUAUUUCAACACAAGAUUUUGGACACAAUGAGUAAAUUGUCGCAAACGGACACUCCGUUAGGUCUGACGCAACACAUCCUCCACUUCUACACAACACUCAUCUCCAACUCAUCGCUUGAAUUACUGCCCCAUAAAUGUGUCUACAAUUCUGUCCAGAAGUUGAUCAUCAAUUGCGGUAAACUGAUGGCCGGUCCGUACGAGUCGACUGAAAUGCAGUUCUUGAGCUGCAUUUGCGAUCAAAUCAAUCGAACUCCGGAUCUAAUCAACUGUUUUCUAAGUGAUUCGUUUCCAUUGAUAACCGCAUUGUUGGCAUUACUUCAGAGUCCAGACCAAGAGAUAUCGACAAAGAGUGGCGACGCUCUCAUCAGACUCUUGUCCGCUGUGAACGAUAAGGCCGAAGAGAUUAUCACAUCUCAGACACCGUUCUGCAGCAAAAUAGUGGACCAAAUGGUGACACUCUAUCAGGCGAUUCCGCGGUUCUUAAGGCCGGAACAGUUGGAAAGCGCUGUCGAUUGUUGUUUCAAAAGCGGUGACUCCGAAAACGGGACCAGUUUUGAGUCCUUUUCACCGGCGGUCCGAAAGUUCCUCUGUUUUCUUCGAUGGUUUGUUUUUUACGAUAUGAUUAUCAAUAAUUUGCCCGCAAGUGAUGGUCUGUUAACGAAGACACUAUUGGAUCAGUUAAAGAGUGAUUUCCUCGAGUCAUGCAUUUGUCCAGAUUUACUGGGAAUCGGAUAUAGAGAGGAAUCCGAUGCAAACGAACACAUCUUCUUAACCACUGUUUUAUUAUCUAAUUGUUUGCGAAACACUGUUAGCGAACGGCUGUCCAUAACUAUCGGCGAGUUUCUGUUAAUCGACACCAAAACUGAUUCAUUGAUUGAAAAUAAAAAAUAUAGUGAAUUGAGAAACAAUUUGAAAAACAUUUUGUUAGAGCGAUGUCUACUUAUUGAACCAAACGCUGGCCAUCAGGUGAUCGAUGCCAAUCGGAUCCAAUUGUGUAUGUCAUCCAUGCAAUUGUUUGAAGACAUUCUCAUUAAGCCAUCGGUGUCUAUAUUAAACGAAUUGAUUGUCCAACACUUGGCUGACAGGACUUAUUUCGAUGAGACAGUGCUCACCAGUGAUCCCAAUCUCGACUCUAAUGAGUUCCAGCACUUGACCUCUCAUUCUAGUGUCGACUCCGAAGAAGUGAUUGAUGCCAAUCGGAUCCAAUUGUGUAUGUCAUCCAUGCAAUUGUUUGAAGACAUUCUCAUUAAGCCAUCGGUUUCUAUAUUAAACGAAUUGAUUGUCCAACACUUGGCUGACAGGACUUAUUUCGAUGAGACAGUGCUCACCAGUGAUCCCAAUCUCGACUCUAAUGAGUUCAAGCACUUGACCUCUCAUUCUAGUGUCGACUCCGAAGAAGUAUUAAACGGUUUUAGAAAUAGUUUUAAUUAUGUGUCCACUUCUCACGUGCAACGAGUUCUGCAAUACUUCACAUCAUUAGUUCCCGACGAACUCAAGAGCUGUCUGACCGUCGAUGACUUGGGUUACGAGACGUACGUCAGAGAAGCGCAGAAACAUUUCCAAGAGAUUGGAGUGAUUUGUAACAAAUGGAAGAACUGGUCGACAGAAAACAUUAUAUUAGAUGAUUCACAAGAAGUACAGACAUCUGAUCCGAAAAUGGUUAACGAGAUUAAUGGCGAUUCAAAAGUGAGACACAAUUCAAAAACCAAAGAGUUCUUUGAGGGACCCUUUCUGGCGAUGAUAUUCGAUAACUUGGAAUACAUGGUUGAUCUGCCCUAUGAAGUCAAUCUUCAGGUGACGUCUUUGAUCUCAAGACUGGCACUGUUUCCAAAUUUAUAUAUCAAUGAAUACCUUUUGGAUCCAACCAUUCCUUUAGUUCGCGGAACGCGUUCUCUGUUUUCAAUUCUGCAUAAACUGGUGGAUGAGUUGCAGAUAUCAGUGCAAGGAUUGAAUGGACUGAGAGAUAGACUGCAAAUCACGAGAAAAGCACUUUUAGGAGAGGCGGACAAAGAAGCCGAAGAAGCGAAUCCCGGAAACGACGAGAAGACCACACGAAUAAUGGAAGCGUUGAUCGUAAUCGAAGAGUUCUGCAAAGAGUUGGCCGCCGUUUCGUUCGUUAAAUAUCAUAACACUUUUUGAUGAGUGUUUUAAUGUCUGAAUUUUAUUCAACAAAUUUUAUGUUAAAAAUACGAAAUACAUUAUCAUUAAAACCGGUAUAAAAACAGUAAAUAUAUUGCAAAUUAUUGAGUCAUUAAUUAGUUUUUUAAAAACUCGC
This is a messenger RNA of Medioppia subpectinata, 3190 nucleotides long. NCBI's taxonomy places the organism in Eukaryota, Metazoa, Arthropoda, Arachnida, Sarcoptiformes, Oppiidae. The record is from the annotation of a GenBank genome assembly.